AUACUGGAAAAUGGAUAGGUGGACUGAAAGCGUUUAAGUAUGAUGUGAUUAAACCUUAAGGAAGAUCAUCAUCAGGCCCAAGUGAUCUGCUAUGGUCAGACUACAGCAAAGAAAGCCUUUUACAUCCAAGAUCUGAGAUGAUGCACAUCUAUUGUAGAAAAGAACUUAUAAUAACAGUACAAAAACAAAUACUUAGGACCUAUGUGGGUAUUUCAAAUGAACCUACAGACUUGUUAUUCUCAAUCAUAACAGGAAAGAACAAAAAGCAUACAGAGUUAAAGUAUGUCUUGAUUGAAUGAGAAAUGUGAAUACCAUUAAAGAUGUGUAAGUGCAAAUAAACCACCAGCAUAUUCAAAGGAUACAGUUUGAGUAUGCACUGGCCCUUGGUGCCAAGCUUCUCCUCUAACAGACAUAAUUACUCUCAUCUGAGCCAGAGACAGCUGCACAGCAAAUCCAGCUCUUGUUUUAGCACAGGAGGAAUUCAGGGUGAGGUGAGGAGUAGCAUGACUUGAUCAGUACAUAGCAUUGUAUUGUAUAGUCCAAAGCGGAUGGACAGCAAGAUGCCAUGCAGUGAAACUUGGAAUUUGUUUUUUUACAGUCAUUCCACUAACAACAUUGUGGUCAGCAUGAGAUACUGAUGGUGCAGUUCUCCAAAAGUAAUUAAGCAGAUUUCUGCUCAGCAGGCUGGACUUAGUCCGGAAUGAAGAAAAUAGAGAGCAGAGGAUAGUGGUUUGCAAUAGAAAUGCAAGAACCUCUCUUGAAAGCUAUUGUAUCUUGCAGACACCAGUCAAUUGUGAAGGGAAGCAACGGACUGCCCCCUGAGGAUCGCCUUCUGAAAUUCCUGGUGGACAACUCUGCAGACAAUGAGGAAACAGUCCAAUGUGCCAACUGUGACCUAGAAUGCAAAAAUCAGGAUGUGGACAGCAUGUACUAUUGCAAUACUUGUAACCAACCCUUGUGUGGCACCUGCAGAGAGGACACCCAUAAAGCUAAAAUGUUCUCCCGUCAUGAGAUUGUAUCAUUGGCCAAACGGACUAAGGAAAUUCACAAAAAGUGCUCCCUCCAUGAAGAGCUCUACAUCAUGUUUUCUACUGAGAAGAAAUCCAUGUUGUGCAUCAACUGCUUUCGAGAUAUGCAAGUAGAGAGCCGAGCCCACUGUAUUGACAUCGAGACGGCAUACAUGCAGGGCUGUGAGAAACUGGACCAGGCUGUCAUGGCUGUGAAGGAACUUCAGACUUCUGCACGGGAAGCCAUCAUAUUGCUAAAAGCCAUGAUUGGGGAGGUGCGGACAAACGUGGAUGAGGAAGAGAGUGCAAUCAGCACACUCUUUAACAACAUGCAGGAGAAACUGGCUGAAAGAAAGAAGAUCUUACUGAAGGCUGCACAAAGUCAGCAUGAAGAGAAAGAGCGAGCCUUUAAAGAGCAGUUGUCUCAUCUAUCAGCUCUUCUACCAACUCUGCAGGUUCAUCUGGUGACCUGUUCUGCAUUCCUCAGUUCUGCUAACAAGUUUGAAUUCCUGGAUCUAGGAUAUCAGCUCAUGGAGAGACUGAAGAAGAUUGUGAAGCUGCCACAUCGGCUGAAGCCAAGCCAGAGUAGCAAGAUCAACACUGAUUACCGCUCAGAGUUUGCACGCUGUCUGGAGCCUCUGCUCAUAUUGAAUCAUCGCCGGUCAGUUUCCCUAACAGGAAAUAGUGGGGCCUCUGGAAUGUCCGGUACCAGCAGCCUCCUUCAGUCGUCACUGGUUGUACCCUGCCACUCCCCGUCUACCAGUGACAUGUCCUUAUCUGCAUCCGUCGUUCGCAAGCCAACGUCACACCGCUACAUUAGCACCAAAGUUCUGCUGGCUGAGGGGACAGAGACAUCAUUCACUGAACAUUGCCGCAACUAUGAGAACACCUACCGGACUCUUCAAACUGAGAUCCAGAAGUUGAAGGACCAGGUGCAAGAAAUCCAUCGGGAUUUGACCAGGCACCACUCACUCAUUAAGACAGACACCAUGGCUGAAAUCAUGCAGAAGUCACUGCAGAUAGAUGUCCAGAUAGCAUCAGAAUACUCUUCUGUGGAGAUGAUGAGGACUAUGUUCGAAGAGAUCUGGGAGGAAACUCUGCAAAGAGUGGCAAAUGAGCAAGAAAUUUAUGAAGCUCAACUACAUGAUCUGCUGCAGUUAAAACAGGAGAACAGCUACCUGACAACAAUCACCAAGCAGAUAGGCCCCUAUAUCCGCUCAAUCGCCAAAGUCAAGGAGCGUCUGGAGCCCAGAGCAAAUGAGCGCAAGGAGACUAAGGAUGACCGCACAGAGACCAUGCUGAAAAUCUAUGAGGAAGGUGCCAUGUGUGGAGAAAUGCAGCUCAGGAAUGACACAUCAACUGUUGCAGAUGAAAAUCGAGAGAAGCUGAUUGACAACAGGACUCUAAAUAUGCUGGUGGAAGAGCCAAACUGUGGUAACUCCUUUGAUUCAGUUUGUCAGUCACUGUGUGCAAGUCACCCACUCUGCCUCCAUCAAAAGAACCCCAGACCAUCACACUUUCUCUUCCAUGUUUAACAGUUGGCACCACAUACUGAAGAACACUCCUUUCACCAACUCAGUGGCAUACAAACACCCUGCAUGUUAAACCGAAGAUUUCAAAUUCUGAUUAAUCGAUCCAUAAGACCUUCUUCCAGUCUGCAGUAGUCCACAGCCAGUAUUUCACGGCUCCUCUUCAAAAUAGAAACAGAGACUUGCAGUUUUUCAUCACUGUUAAGCUGUGCUUGAAGCUGUUGUGUCUGUCACACACGCUGGUGACCCUCAGAAACUUGUCUUCUGAUUGGGUUGUGACUUUGGGCCUGUCAGAGUUUCUUCCAGUUUCCAAUCGUCUUUGGAUUGUGCAGGACAUUGUACUCACUGACACUUAUGUAUUGUUUUUUUUUUGCAGUUUCUCUAAAUGAAAGACCUACACUUCGGCAAUAA
Erpetoichthys calabaricus (reedfish) is the source of this 2947-nucleotide messenger RNA. Its product is annotated as RING finger protein 207-like. Lineage: Eukaryota; Metazoa; Chordata; Cladistia; Polypteriformes; Polypteridae. Gene Ontology annotation, molecular function: Hsp70 protein binding; transmembrane transporter binding; zinc ion binding. The coding region runs from base 743 to 2542 and encodes 599 amino acids. The transcript has 18 exons. Gene Ontology annotation, biological process: regulation of cardiac muscle contraction; regulation of heart looping. Gene Ontology annotation, cellular component: perinuclear region of cytoplasm. The record is from RefSeq and is a predicted model, not a curated record.